GUGCAGGGCUAGUUACCGUCAUUAGAGACCCCCAAUAAACCUCCAGGCAAACCGCGUACUAAUGCACUGCCUAUUUCUUUGCAAGACUGGCCGGGCUACGGACGGAUGCUCCCGAACCGGAUACGAAAUCUGCGCUUUGCACCGGUUCGUUUCCCAAAAAAGAGAGCUCCCCCAAAAUAUAAGUUCUAAUUUGUAGCCGACAGAGCGGUGGCUCGGACUCACUUUGGACUUUGGUUGGUGGCUCUUCUGGCUGACUUGGUUGGUACUCGAAGGUAAGUGCAGGUAACUAGUCGGUUAUUUUAUUAACAGCUUCUAUAUUUCUGAAUUUCUCAAUAAAAAACUUACUACUUUAACAAAACUUCAACUUCUUUGUUUGGUUGGGAAAAUAAGUGGAGCUUCUCCAGCUUAAAUGAACUUUUUGUAAUAUAUAUAUAUCGUAAUUAUCGAGUGUGUUAGCGAGUUUAUACACAUUUUGUUAGUAUAAAUAGAUGUGUCUAUUUUGGUUAUUUGCCUUUUUAAACUAAGAAUUUUAUAUCAAUUCCUUUUGGGUGAGGAAAAUCCGGUUUUAAAAAAAAUCUUACAGCCAUGAAUACGUAUUUUUCUACCAUAAAAAUGGGUAUUAAAAGCAUAUUCAGGUUUAUCUGUGACAAAUAUGGUAAACUGUUGAUCAAAAAUCGAUAAGAUCUAAAUGGUUAUUUUAUUUAUGUUACUUAAAACGUGCCACCACUGAAUCUGUUAAGGGGGGUUUGAAAAGUCGAAACGGUUGAAACCCGGUAGCAGUAUCCUUUUUCUCGUUUUUAUGUGGCAACAGUAUUUAUAAUUUUGGUCGAUAGUCCAUAUCUAGUGAAAUUGAAGUCUAUUUUGACGUUUGAAUAAUUUUGAUUCGGCUACUGUCAUUUAAACUCUGGCCGACUUCAUUUCUGUGCCAUAGCUCCGACUGUUCGAAUUUGCUUUUCUUGCCCGACAUGGAUUUGAAUAAUUGUGCCACGGUUUCCUGCCAGCCAGAGGUAAGAUCUUCAAGGGAUUUAUCUCAUCCAGGUCUUAGAAACCCACAUUUUUGUAAGCAGUGCCAACUUGCCCGGAGCAGCAACUUGUCCAAUCCGGUGACCACUGCGAACAAUCCCAUGCCAAGUGGCAUCAGUGGAGCCGAAGCCGACGAGCACUUGCGCAAGAUUUUCAUUGGAGGUUUGUCCACCCAGACCACAGUGGAGUCCUUGCGUGAGUUCUUUCGGCAAUUCGGAACCAUUGCCGAUGCGGUGGUCAUGCGAGAUCCGGUGACCAACCACUCGAGGGGCUUUGGAUUCGUCACCUACGUGGAGGCCAGAGCCGUUGAAAAUGUCCAGAGGGCCAGGCCACACACCAUUGAUAGCAAAGCUGUGGAGACCAAGCGUGCUCUGCCACGCCAUGAGUUCAACAAGCCGGGAGGAGGUGGAACUCUAAGCCAUGGAAAUGGUGGCCUUGGAAUCGGAGGCGUCAAAUCCAACAAGAUCUUCCUGGGCGGUCUUAAGGACUGCCACGACGAGAAAGCCAUACGCGAUUACUUUUCGCAGUUUGGAGGGGUCACCAAUGUGAAAUUGCUUCUGGACAAGGACACUGGGCGUAAGCGAGGAUUCGGAUUCCUCGAAUUUGAGGAACAACUAAGUGCCGAACGGGCAUUGGCUCAAGGCAAGCACUCUAUCAACUUGACCACGGUGGAGGUGAAGAAGUCCACCCAGAAGCCGGAUCCGGGCAAACGUCUGCGAUUCCCCGUAAGCGGAUCGAUCCGAGCCGGAUACAUUCCGCCGCAGCCGCCAACGCUGGAGAGCUAUAACAGUAACUACAAUCCGUACCUGGCGCAGACCAUCCUGCCACCAUCGGCAUUCAUCAACGGUUGGGCUUCUUAUGUGACACCAAUGCCACCGCCGCAAAACACGUCCUCUACGCCGCCCGCCCCUCAGCAUCAUCUGCAGUCUCCGGUGCACACCUUUGGCGGAUACGGCCCAGAUGCAUGGUCCUCCUACCAGAAACCAGGAAAAUAUCCUGCCCACGAGUGGACACCUAGCAACGUAGGCGAAUGGCCUCCAAAGGCCGGGCACAAACACGCCCAGACCUCGACUAGCGAUCGUCCCAAGAUCGAUUAUAAGUGUGUCCAGCUGGCGCCUUCGGAUGCCAAAUUGGAUAUGGGGGCCAGAGGCGAUGCAGAUGGAGGAUCUGGAGUGGGAUUGGCACUCGGAUUGACAGGAGGAGCAUCAGUUGGAACUGGGACAACCAAGAAAUGGCCUACAGAGGACUACGAGGUCUUUAAGCCCGCUCAACCUCCAACCCCGCUUCUUAACCCAAAAAUUGGUAACGGGGGAUCACCACCAGCCUAUGGCAUCUGAGGUGACGAACAUUGGAUCGACCUUUUUCUCAAAUCCUUAACUAAUGGUAUUUUUUAAUUCAACGAUAUGUAUUCGGCUCCUUCGAGAGGAGAAAAAAUAAACCACACUAGACUUUUUGAGACUUAAAAUCGUAAACUCUUGUUCUUUAUUUAUACUAUUUUUGUUUUCAUUCAAAGUAUUGCAUGAGUGAAUUGAUUUGCGUAAUGUUUUAUAUCUGAAACGCUAUAAAACGCACCACUGAAUUAUGUCUGAGACAUGGGAUUUGGAGAUUGGAAAUACUUGGCUUGUGAUUGAUUAAAGUUAUGCAAGUUACUUUCAAAUGCUUAGCUUUGUGCGCAUCAAUUUCAUUUAAAUGCUGAAUGCUCAGUUUUUUCAACACAAAGGCAAUGGAAAUUGGAUUCAGUCGCAGGAAUCGCUUUGACUUGAUAGGUAAAAUAAACGUUAUAUCGUGGAGUCUGUGGUGUUUUCUUUUCUGAUAUCUUAUCUACGACUUAUUGGUGUUUUUUAGGAGUUAUCGCAUUUACCAGAAACAGAAAAGGCAAUCCGUUCGAUCAGAUAUAUUUAUUUUGAAUAAGAAAUGAAACAAAUUAUAAGUUUUCUGGUAAACACGCUGAAUCUUUGUGGUUGCUUUUAUUAUUAUUAGAAUUAUUUUGUAGUUGUAUACAUAUAAAUUAAAUUAUAAUUAAGUGUUUCCUCUUUUUUUCUUUAUUCUUUACAAACUGCAGUAUUGUGAUUUCUCGUUUUACUUAGAAAUGAGCAUGAACUUGAAUGUUUUUUUUUUUGUUUUACUCUUACAUAGAUUUAGUACCUCUGAUUUGUAUUGUAUUGUUUUGAUGCUGUUUUUUUUUGUUGGUGUUGACGAAUCACUUCCAGCACUGAUCGUUGAGCUAAGAUUUGAACACUAACAUUUUCGUUUUACAAAAAAAAUGUACUAAAAUUGCUUUAGACCCUGGUCACAGUGCUAAAAAUGUGUGGCUGGCAAACGUGAAUGGUGUGUGUGUAUGUACUAGAAAUAGUUGUAGAAAGUAAUUGAUUUAGCAAUUGAUUCUCUAGAGCAGGAGUCGACCAACAAAAACAAAUGAUAUGUUCCCAACGAAUCAAAAGUCCUUAAGCUUUAACAAAACAAGAAUAACUUAGGCAAAUAGUUGGACGCCUGCGACAAAAUUCAAAAGAUUCUUAAAUAAUUUUAAAUGUUUUUAGUUCCCCUCUUCGCUUUUCUGCCUUCUUCUUUUGCUGCAGCAGUUAUAUAAAUAUAUAUAUUUAUGUAUAUUUAGAUUUCUGGUAAGUCUAAAAGUUAACAUUAAAUUAUAUGAGUUUUUUUUAUUUAUAUAUAUAUUUGUAUAUAUUUUUUGUUACAUGUUUUGCUUGUUUUAUACCUUGAGAAAAAUGUUAGUAGCUUGCGUUUCGUCUUCCAACUAUUAUAAUAAGUUUUGUGUGUUUUAUAUGGUUCUCAUCUUCCUUCCAUUUUUUUGAGAUUUUUCUUGAUUUUAUUUAAAAAAUAUGUACUAAAUUUUAGUUCACAACUGCGUUGGAAACACCAAAUCGUUUAAGUUGCUUGACUUAGUUUGGUUUACGACCUUGAACUCAUUACACAGAACGAAAAAAGCGAAAACACAGUCCGUCCGUCCGUCCCUCAUCGAUCACAUCGACCACGCCCCCUGCUGCGGCGCCGGCACCGCAUUUGCCCUCUCACAAACUCUCCAUCUUUACAAUCUUUCGAUCCGAUUCCCUAUAUAGACUAGCUAGUUAAAUGUGUCUGCAAAUUAGAUUUAAAUAGCAAAAGGUUUACAGGCUCUAAAAUGCGGCGGACUUUAUGGGGCGCUAAACGUCGACGUUGAUGCGUUUGUUUUUUUCUUCCUCACUUUUCAUUAUUUUGCGGCUGGGUGCUGAAUUGAAUUUUCCUUUCGUUUUCAAUGUUUUUCAAGAGGUUUGUGUUCUUGUAUUUUUGCUUGAUCUUAUUGUUUUGCUUGCUUAACCGCGCCUUACAUUUUUCUCGUGUUACCAUUUUUUUUUUGUUUUUAUAUUAAUUUUUUCAAGUCUUUCUUUUGCUCUUUUUUAUUGCAUUUUACAAAGGUUUUUCAUUUUUUUGUUGUUUUUUCUAUUUAUAUCUUUUAGCUAAAUUGUUUAAGCUUUCCCUUUUAACUUCUUUUAUUUAGCUUAAGUAUUUGUGGUUAUUCAAUGAAAAAAACAAACGAAAAUGUGUUGCAUUGCUUCUUUCCUUCUUUUAAAAACCGAUUUCUCUCAUCUAGCAAACUAAAGUUAGAUUUUUUUUGAAAGUGAUUUGCCAAACAAUAGUUGAAAUUAAAGUUUACAUUUAUGCUAAGAUGGGUGAGUGUGAGUGUGUCUUCUGUCUGUUUGUGUUUGUUCGAUGAAUUUUUAUCUGAUGUGGAUGUGCUUGAUUGAGACUUAAACUUAAUACACGUGUUUCAUGGUAAAGGUGAUUCCGUGAAUGGGUGGUGGGUGGUAGAGAGUAGCAGUUGACGAGCUGAAGCUUUCUGUUUUUUGGAUUCACAACAGAGAUUUGCACAGAAUUUCGGUAUAUUUUGGCACGAACUGGCUGGAAAAAGCGAGCCUAACGCAAUUAAACUAAGGAGAGACCCAAGACGUUACUUUUUUUUUGUUUUAGCUCGACACCCCGAGUUGCGCUCAGGAACAUUUAAAGGACAGUUGACAGUUUUUGUUGCUCCACCUACUAUAUGUUUAGUGUGAUUUGCGUGUCUUUGUGUGUUUUAAUUGCAUGAGAUGUUUUUGAAUGUAAUUGAUUGAUUGCAUAGUGGAAGAAGUCGAUGUUCUUAACGUUGGGUUGUUGCUGUUCUUAUUUUUGUGGCUACUGCUGCUGCUGUUGUUGUAGAUGCUUUUGCUUUUGCUGAUGUCGUGCUGAGAAAUUUCUUUAGCGACGUCCGUAGUUGCCAC
Messenger RNA from Drosophila rhopaloa, 5273 nucleotides. RefSeq names its product ribonucleoprotein RB97D (gene Rbp4). Gene Ontology annotation, molecular function: RNA binding. Lineage: Eukaryota; Metazoa; Arthropoda; Insecta; Diptera; Drosophilidae. Gene Ontology annotation, cellular component: cytoplasm. The record is from RefSeq and is a predicted model, not a curated record.